GGGGCUCCUCGGCCCCAACCCCGCACUCGGGACGUUUCCUUCCCUGACAGGGGCCUGGACGCGCCCCGGCCCUGCAGACGCCGACAUGCUGCCGCUGCUUCUGCUGCCCCUGCUGUGGGCGGGGUCCCGGCAGCAGAAGAUCGAGAUCCAGCUGCAGGUGCAAGAGGCGGUGUCCGUGCAGGAGGGCCUGUGCGCGCUCGUGCCCUGCUCCUUCUCCUACCCCUGGAGCCUGUGGCCUGAGCCUCCGCACAUCUCCUGGCUCUGGAACAGGCACAGCGUAUCCUACACUCCUCCCGUGGCCACAAACAAGCCGAACACACCGGUGAAUCCACAGACGCAGGGCCGGUUCCGCCUCCUCGGGGACCCCAGGACCAACUGCUCCCUGCACAUCAGGGACGCACGGAGGAGCGACGCGGGGACCUACCUGGUCCGAGUGGAGAGACGAAGGAGGGGAAGCUAUUACUACAGAGAUGAGAGGCUGGCCUUGCAGGUGACAGACCUGACAGAGACCCCCGACAUCCGCUUUCCGGAACCUCUGGAGUCCGGCCGCCCCACAAACCUGACCUGCAGCCUGCCAGGGGCCUGUGAGGGGAGCCGAGCACUCACCUUCUCCUGGUCGGGGGCUGCCCUUAACUCCUCGGACCCCAGAACCCUCCACUCCUCGGUGCUCACCCUCACCCCGAGGCCCCAGGACCACGGCACCAACCUCACCUGUCGGGUGCAACUCCAGGAAGCCCCAGGGGCCACAGAGAGGACUGUGCAGCUCCCCGUCUCCUAUGCUCCACAGAACCUCACCAUCAGCACCUGCAGAAAUGGCACAGCACUAAAGAUCCUGAGAAACGCCGCCUCGCCUCUUUCCGUCCCAGAGGGCCAGGCUCUGCACCUGCUCUGUGUUGCUGAUGGCAACCCACCUGCGCAGCUGAGGUGGUUCCAGGGGUCCCCAACCUCGAAUGCCUCGCUCAUCUUCAACUCUGGACACCUGGAGCUGCCUCAUGUAAAGACUGAAAAUGAAGGAGAACUCACCUGCCGAGCUGAGAACCUGCUGGGCUCUAGAAACAUCUCCCUGCUCCUCUUCGUGCUCCAUCCCCCACAGCUGCUCGGCCCCUCCUGCUCCUGGGAGGCUGAGGGUCUGCACUGCAGCUGCUCUGCUCGAGCCUGGCCGGCCCCCUCCCUGCACUGGAGGCUUGGGGAGGAGCUGGUGGAGGGGACCCAUGGCAACGCCUCCUUCACGGUCACCUCCAGUGCAGCCGGGCCCUGGGCCCACAGCAACCUGAGCCUCCACGAGGGGCUCAGCCCCAGCCUCCGGCUGAGCUGCGAGGCCUGGAACACCCAUGGGCACCAGAAGGUCACUGUCCUCCUGCUACCAGGGAAAUUGGAGUCCAGGGCAGGAGUGGUCCUGGGGGCCCUUGGAGGCGCUGGCACUGUGGUCCUGCUCUCCCUGUGUCUGUGCCUCGCCUUCUUUUGCAUAGUGAAAGCCCACAGGAAGCAAUUAGCUGGGAGAGCAGAGGGCGUGGACAACAAGGACCCUGUGAUGGGUGCAGUCGCCUGGGGCCGCAGGGAAAAGCCCUGGCCAGACCCCUCCCCGGACCCAGGGACCCCACCCGGCGACGCCCCUGCCGCAGGGGAGGAGCAGAAUCACCCUUACGCCUCCCUCAGCUUUCAGGGGGUGAAGCCGCGGGGGCCUGAGGACGAGAACAGUGCCACCGAGAUCAAAGCCAGACCCGCAGAUGAGGACCCGCCCAGAGCUCAGUCCUGGCCCGAGGAAUCCCAGCCAGGCUGGGGGGAAGGGAGAAGCCAGGGGCUCGCCGAUGAAGCAUGAGGAGCCCGUGUGGCGAUGUUACCGUUGGCUACUCUAGGAGCCCCCUCCCCACCCCGAGGUAGGGCAGCAAGAUCACAGGUGAUGGGAUUAGAUUCGAGCUCAAAUCCAGGCUCCACCACUUUCCCAGGCAUUGUUAUGAAGCAGUUCACUUGAUUGUACCUCAGUUUCCCGUUCUGUAAAUCAGAGAUCAUGUGUCCUACCUCAAAGGCUGCUGUGAGGAUUAAAGAAUUUAACAGAGGUCCUGUCACAGGACAGGUGUUUGGUGCUUGCUGGUCUCUGCUCCUUGAACCUUGGGGGUGGCCGGGCACACAGAGAACAGGGCAGCAAUGCGUUGGUGCCACUUGCCUUCUUGGAGCUCCUCAGAGCCUUCCCAGGUGAAGACUAACCCUCAGCCUGGCAUUCAGUUCACGAUGUGCCACCUUGUAACCUCUCCGGGUUCAUCCCCUUGCUCCGCUUUUGCCUGUCCAUCUUUCUGGCAUAUUCUGUCACUUCCUGGCCUCCAUCCCCUUCCCCAUCUCACACAUGGACUCUAAAGAGAUCUUUCCAACAGCCAGAGAGCUCACCCUCUCUCCUGCCCCAAACUCGUUCAUGGCUCCCUGGUCUUAGUGCAUCCCAAGUGCCUCCCCUGGCACUUAAAGCCCUUCAUGACCUCAUGCUAUUUUUCCUGACCCUCACCUCUUAGCCCACCCUUCCCGAAGCUGAUUCAUAGCACACUGCCUUUGCAUUUCGAGAUUCCUCCCCCUGGAGGCCGUGCCAGCUUGCCUCCAUGUGGACCACACCAUCUUGUCCUCCAAACCUGAGCCUACAGCCUUGGGUUGAGAGGGGGUCUGAAGAAAGAGCUCAUUCUCUCUCCCACUAAAUUGAACGAGUUGAAUGAAAAAUACGAAAGGCACUUAAACCAAAUGAGCCCAAAAUUCACCAGCAGCAAUGAAACCUGGAUAAACUACAAUCUUACUCCAUAGAUUUUAGAAAGCAACCAUGAGAAAGGAAGUAGACAAUUCCAGUGCGGUACUGGAAGACACUGAUCUCCAACUUCCAUGCCUCAAACCCCAUUCUCAAUACCAAGGUAAGAAGCUGAGCUGUGACUAUUGUUAGUAUUGAC
Messenger RNA from Choloepus didactylus (southern two-toed sloth), 2921 nucleotides. RefSeq names its product sialic acid binding Ig like lectin 5 (gene SIGLEC5). The record is from RefSeq and is a predicted model, not a curated record. Gene Ontology annotation, cellular component: plasma membrane. Gene Ontology annotation, biological process: cell adhesion. NCBI's taxonomy places the organism in Eukaryota, Metazoa, Chordata, Mammalia, Pilosa, Megalonychidae. The transcript has 9 exons. Gene Ontology annotation, molecular function: sialic acid binding. The coding region runs from base 86 to 1819 and encodes 577 amino acids.